UGGCUGUGUCUCGCGGAGCCUCGUGCUGGUUUGGUUGAUUUCUAGCUCGCGCUCUCGUUCUGUAACAGAAGCCCCCCCCCCUCCAACACACACACAUAGACUUACACUUGUGUCGGUGAAAUUCAUUUCCCUUGCUCUGUAUUUAUAUAUUUUUUCUUUCACAAACUUUCCCUUGUGUGUUUUAACUUUAAACGGAGUCGCAGUGGAUUACCGGAUACCGGUCCGGGCGGAGGGCAAAGGGGGGAAUGAACCGGGACAGCGGGUACGUUGUUAUAAAUAUAAUUGUAUUUAUAUUCAAUGGUUAUUCGGAUUUUUAUUGUGAGUGAGUCGCCGUGCUGAGACAGAGAGGCAGAGAAAGAGUGCGGGAGAGAGAGGGAUAUCAUGGCCGCUCAGGUCGCCAGCGUCGCCACUCUCAACACUAGCCCGCCAUCCGAACUCAAAAAGCCGGAUCGGGACCCACAGGAGGAGUCGGUACCGGGAGAGAAGCAGCAUGAAAAUAAGGAACCGGGACCUGACGGCGGAUCUCCUGGUCAGAAGGAGCUGCAGGACGGGACCGAUGCUGGAAAUGCUGGGGGAGGAGGGGAUCCUGAUAUGAAGAACGGCAACGGAAAUUUACCCAGGGUAAAUAAUAAUAGCAGUAAUCAGAAUGAUACAGGCGGGCCUGAAGGGAAUAACCAUCCCGGAAUGGGACACCACCACCCGGGACCCUUUCCACCACCUCCUUACGGUUACAACCAGCACUACAGCCGGGCCCCUUUUCAUCAACAUGGCGGACAACAAAGCCCUGGCAUGGCAGCUGCAUCGGGGCCGGGCAUGAUGGACCCUUAUCCCCCUAAUUCUCACGAACACGGCUACCCCAACCAUUAUAACAACUACAGUCCGUUUCCGAGCAGGACUUCUUAUCAGGGCCAAGGAUACGGGGGCAUGAAUUCCCCGCGUAACAGCCAGCCUCCGGCGGCUGGGGGGCAGCCAGGCAAGCAACAGCCAGCAGGAGGAACCACGGCUAUGGCUGCUUCAUAUAAUAAUCAGAGGUAUAACAUGGGAAACCAACAACCUACGUCUACGCCAACUUUAAAUCAGCUUUUGACAUCCCCCAGCUCCGCCAGGAGCUACGCGAAUUACCCCCAAGGAGACUAUAACAAUCAGGAAGGAGCCAACAAGGGACCAGGGGAUAUGGGCAGCAGUCAGUAUGGUGGGGUUCAUCCGGGUUGGCAACAAAGAACCCACCACCCGCCUCCCAUGAGCCCGGGAAACACUGGACAGCCACCAAACAGAAACCAGCCUCCGAGUCCAAUGGACCAAGUGGGGAAGAUUCGUGGUCAGCCAUACGGCGGACCCAACCCCUACUCACAGCAGCAACAAGGUCCUCCCGCAGGACCUGGACCCCAACAGGGAGGCUCUUACCCAGCCCAAGGCUAUGGACCUCCUGGGCCGCAGAGGUAUCCAAUGGGGAUGCAAAGUCGUACACCCGGUGCUAUGGGUGGCAUGCCAUAUGGACAGCAGAUGUCAACUUACGGACAACAAGGCCCAGGGGCCUACAGCCAACAAAAUCAGAGCUAUUUUGGUCAGCAUGGCCCACCACCUCACCCUGGCCAGCCACAACCUUCAUACCUAGGCCAACCACAGGGUAGCUCAGGGGCUCCCUACCCUCAGCAGGGCCAUCCUUCGCAGCCUCCUGGGCAACAUGGACAACCAGGAGCCCCGUAUCAGCCCCAAGGGCCCCACGGCCCUCCUCCAGGUCAGCCUUCAUAUAACCAGCCACCACAGUCUCAGCCAGGACAGCAACCUUACGCUCCACCUCAGCAGCAGCAGGGGCCCAGUUCUCAAGGUCAGCAGGGCCCUCAGGGCCAGUCUGGCUAUCCACAACCAUCUGGGCCUGGGCAGCCACCACAGCAGCAAGCUCCACAACAACAACAGCAGCAGCAAGGGCCUCCACAACCACAACAACAACCACAAUCACAACAACAACAACAACAACAGCAGCAGCAGCAGCAGCAACAACCAGGAGGUCCUCCUCUCCAAGGCCAGCAACCUCCAAGUCAUGGUCAGCAGGGUCAACCAUCACCUUACUCCCAAACACCCCCUUUGCAACAACAACAACAACAACAACAACAACAACAGCAGCAGCAGCAACAGCAGCAACAGUCACCAUAUCAAAGGUUCCCACCUCCUCCACAGGAACUCUCCCAGGAUUCCUUCAGCUCUCAGUCCAGUGCUCCUCCUUCCAACCAGCCCAUGGCUUCCAACAAGAGCAGUCAGGAAGACAGCAUUCAGACCCGGCCGUCCAGUUUGCCGGAUCUGUCCGGCUCCAUCGAUGACCUGCCCACCGGUACAGAGGGCGGCCUGAGCCCAGGUGUCAGCACCUCAGGGGUGUCCAGCAGUCAGGGAGAGCAGAGCAAUCCUGCUCAGUCUCCCUUCUCGCCACACACUUCACCCCACCUACCAGGCAUACGUGGACCCUCACCGUCACCUGUGGGUUCUCCUGCAAGUGUCACCCCGUCCCGCACUGGCCCUUUGUCCCCUGCUGCUGUGCCAGGUAACCAAAUGCCUCCCCGGCCACCGAGCGUCCAGUCCGACACCAUCAUGCACUCUUCCAUGAACCAGUCAGCCAUGGGCCAGGACCGGGUGUACAUGCGUAACCCUCAGAUGCCUCCAUACGGGUCGCCUGGCCAACCUGGUUCUGCCUUAUCUCCACGCCAGUCUUCAGGGGGCCAGAUGCAUGGUGGGAUGGGACACUUUCCCCAGAACAACUCCAUGGGAAACUAUGGGCCUCAGGGAGGCCAAUAUGGUCCACAAGGUUACCCGAGGCAGCCGGGCUACACAGCGAUGCCCAACGCAAACUACCCCAGUGGUCCUGGUAUGGGAGGCACCAUGAACCCCAUGCCUGGUCAGGGUGGCGGAACACCUUAUGGAAACAUGCCACCUGGAAGAAUAGGGCAAGGGCAAAUGGGUGCUCGUCCCUACGGCCCCGGGAUGAGCUCUAACAUGGGCGGCAUGCCCCCUCAGGUGGGCUCUGGAAUGUGUCCCCCUCCAGGCAUGAACAGGAAGGACGGCGGCCCCUCCAUGCACCACGGCCCCACAAAUUCUAUACACAACAGGCCACCCGGCUACCCUAACAUGUCCCAGGGCAUGAUGGGAGCAGGCGCGCCAUACGGCCCUGGUGGUAUGCAUGGCAUGAUGAACCAGGGAGGGCCAGGGCCAUAUCCUAUGGGAACAAACAUGUCCAACAACACCCCAGGCAUGGCUCCCACUACAGAGUUUGGCAUGGAAAAAAUGAACCCAACCCAGAAGAUGAACAACAAAGUGGAUGGGACUCCCAAGCCUGAGUCUAAAAAGAAGUCAAGCUCGUCCACCAUCACCAAUGAGAAAAUUACUCGUCUGUAUGAACUUGGCCCGGAACCAGAGAGGAAGAUGUGGGUGGACCGAUACUUGGCCUUUGCAGAGGAGAAGGCCAUGGGCAUGAACAACCUGCCCGCCGUGGGCCGCAAGCCUCUAGAUCUCUUCAGACUCUACGUGUCUGUCAAAGACAUCGGUGGUCUCACCCAGGUGAACAAGAACAAGAAGUGGAGGGAGCUGGCCACCAGCCUGAACGUGGGCACGUCGAGCAGCGCAGCCAGUUCGCUCAAGAAACAGUACAUCCAAUGUUUGUACGCAUUUGAGUGCAAGAUUGAGCGUGGCGAGGACCCACCUCCAGACUUCUUCAACACGGACACCAAAAAGAACCAAGCAAAGAUCCAGCCCCCCAGCCCAGCUGGUUCUGGAUCUCUCCAAGGGCCCCAAACUCCUCAGUCCACCAGCAGUUCAAUGGCAGAGGGGGGAGACCUCAAACCCCCCACCCCUGCAUCCACCCCACACACACAGAUGCCUCCGAUGCCUGGUGUCAGGAGUAGUGUGAAUCUGCAGGACCCUUUUGCUGAUGGUGGAGACCCAGCAUUUUCCAGGAGGAAUGCCAUGACUCCAAACUCUCAGGGCUAUCAGCCUGGGAUGAGUGGCCCAGAGAUGAUGGGCCGGAUGGGCCCAUAUGAAUCUAGCAAGGACCCCUUUGGUGGCAUGAGGAAAGCUGGAGAGCAGUUCAUGCCACCAGGUCCUAACAGUGGGAUGGGAGAACAGUAUAACAGAGGCCCACCAGGCCCUAUGGGCAACAUGCAGAUGGGCCAGAGGCAGCAGUUCCCUUACGGAUACGACCGAAGACAGGAGCCAGGCAUGGCCCCUGACGGCAGCAUGGGAACAGGAGCUCCCCAGCCCAACAUGAUGCCUUCUGGAGCCGAUACAGGGAUGUAUUCACCCAGUCGCCCUCCACCACAGCAGCGGCAUGACUCCUUUACCAAUCAAUAUCCUGGCCAAGGAGCACCCCCUGGUGGCCCAUACCCAAAUCAACAACCUGGAAUGUAUUCACAGCAGCAACCGAACUACAAACGCCCUGUGGAUGGAGGGUAUGGCCCUCCCGCCAAACGGCAUGAGGGAGAAAUGUACAGUGUCCCCUACAGUGGUCAACAGCAGCCAGGACCGCAGUCCUCUGGGCCCCAGGGCCAACAGGACAUGUAUAACCAGUAUAAUGCAUACCCUGGAGGGGAUCGGAGGCCACCAGGCCCACAGAACCAGUUCCCUUUCCCCUUUGGUCGGGACAGAGGACCGUCAUCAGCAGGACCCAACUCUCAAUCUCCAAUGCCUCCUCAGAUGAUGGGAAGCUCCAUGCCCUCAGGUCCAGAUGGACCCCAGGGCCCGUUGUGGCAAGGCCGCAAUGAGAUGGGAUAUCCUAACUAUCCAAACCGACAGGGGCCUCCUGUACCCGGUCAGGCCCCAGGAUACCACAGCAUGAAUCGCUCAGAGGACAUGAUGCCCUCGGACCAGCGGAUGAACCACGAAGGCCAGUGGCCUGGUCACGUCAACCAGCGCCAGCCGCCAUUCGGCCCUGGUGGCUCUGGACCCCCAAUGACGAGACCCCUGCCAUCUACUUACCAGACUACCCAGAACCACAUUCCUCAGGUGUCGAGCCCAGCGCCAAUGCCCCGUCAAAUGGAAAGCAGGACGUCGCCCAGCAAGUCUCCCUACAUGCAUCCGGGCAUUAAGGUGCAGAAAGCUGGGCCUCCAGUACCGGCCUCCCACAUUGGCCAGGCCCCUGUGCAGCAACCCAUGAUCAGGCGAGAUGUGGCCUUCCCUCCAGGCUCGAUUGAGGCCUCCCAACCCCACCUUAAACCUCGCAGGAGGCUCACCAUGAAAGACAUUGGCACUCCUGAGGCUUGGAGAGUGAUGAUGUCACUAAAGUCAGGCUUACUCGCUGAAAGCACUUGGGCUUUGGACACCAUUAACAUUUUACUGUAUGAUGACAGCAGCAUUUCUACUUUUAAUUUAUGCCAAUUGCCUGGGUUUCUGGAGCUGGUGGUGGAGUACUUCAGACGCUGCCUAAUUGAGAUCUUUGGCAUCUUAAAGGAGUAUGAAGUAGGAGACCCUGGACAGCGCACCCUUAUAGACCCCAACGCUGCUGAAGACUCUGAUGAUGAAAUUCCAAUGCCAGAUGGUGAGGAUAUGGACACAGAGGAAGAGGAGGAGGAGGAGGAGGUAGAGGAAUCAAAGGCCAAUCUCCACCCCUCCACGGUGGUUCAGGUAAAACAGGAGAACUCCCAGAAAGACAUGUCUUCAGAAGAUGAGGACGAGGAGAAGGAAAGGGGGUCUUCUAUAAAGGAACCUUGUACCUCUACCUCACGGUCUGCCUCGGACCCCAACCUCCACUCAGAGAAGCCCAAGCAGGCUAGCAAGUUCGACAAACUCCCCAUCAAGAUGGUGCGUAGGAAGAACCCCUUCCUGGUGAACCACUCGUCUAAGCUUGGGCAGCGGCAGAGUUUUGACAGUGGCUUGAUACACUGGAGCAUUGGUGGUGGUGACACUACUGAACACAUCCAGACCCACUUUGAGAGCCGGAUGGUCCUUCUGAAGCAGCGGAAACGCACAGCGACAGCCCCCGAGAGCUGCAAGAAGGUCCAGAGGCCAGGGACGGCAACGGAGAAGCACGAGAAGUCCAAGUUCAGUCCAGAAGACAAGGCUCAGCAGCCAACACCUCUGACGUCUGAGGCCCCUAAGUCUCCAGCGGAGAAGACCUCUCCUCCUCUUCCCAUCGGCGCACCAGUCACUGCCACCAUCGAUGACGUGCUGUCCGCCCGCCCGGGCUCGGUCACGGAGGAAGUAGUAUGGGGAGGCUCAGGUGAGCAGAAAGAGAACAGCAAGUACCCGUUCAGUAUCAACCCCGACCUGCAGAGUCGCCGCAACGUGAAGAUCCUGGAGGACGAGCCCCACAGCAAGGACGAAACGCCGCUCUGCACGCUGUCCGACUGGCAGGACUCGCUCGCGCGGCGCUGCAUCUGCGUCUCCAACAUCGUGCGCAGCCUGUCCUUCGUCCCCGGGAACGAUCAGGAGAUGUCGAAACACCCGGGCCUCCUGCUGCUGCUAGGCCGCCUGGUGCUGCUCCACCACAGGCACCCGGAGCGCAAACAGGCCCCGGUGACCUACGAGAAGGAGGAGGAGGAGGAUGAAGGCGUGAGCUGCGAGCGAGAUGAGUGGUGGUGGGACUGCCUCGAGGUGUUAAGGGAAAACUGCUUAGUCACUCUAGCGAACAUCUCAGGCCAGCUGGACCUUUCUAUCUACUCAGAGAGUAUAUGCCUGCCGCUGCUGGAUGGCCUGCUCCACUGGGCCGUGUGUCCCUCGGCAGAGGCCCUGGACCCCUUCCCCUCGCUCGGGCCCCACGGCUCGCUGUCCCCUCAGAGACUGGUCCUAGAGACCCUCAGCAAGCUCAGCAUCCAGGACAACAACGUCGACCUCAUCCUCGCGACGCCGCCGUUCAGCCGCCUGGAGAAGCUCUACGGCUCGCUGGUGCGCCUGGUCGGCGAGCGCAAGGUGGCCGUCUGCCGGGAAAUGGCGGUGGUGCUGCUGGCGAACCUGGCCCAGGGCGACAGCCUGGCGGCGCGGGCCAUCGCCGUGCAGAAGGCCAGCGUGGGCAACCUGCUGGGCUUCCUGGAGGACAGCCUGGCUGCCACGCAGUACCAGCAGAGCCAGAGCUCGUUGCUACAGAUGCAGGGCGGCCCCCAGUUCGAGCCCACCAGCGUGGACAUGAUGCGGCGCGCGGCCCGGGCCCUGCACGCCCUCGCUAAGGUCGAGGAAAACCACUCAGAGUUCACUUUGUACGAGUCGCGGCUACUGGACAUCUCGGUGUCUCCUCUUAUGAACCCUCUGGUGUCCCAGGUGAUCUGCGAUGUACUGUUUCUGAUUGGCCAGUCAUGACAGCCGUGGGGAGGUUUCAGCUCCGCCUCAUUCUGGUCCCCGUCACUCCCCCUCCCGUGUGUGUGUGUCCGUGUGCGCGCGCUUGUGUGUUGCGUGAGUGGAAAGAGCAAAACUGACUCCUUUCUUUUCCUAUUUUUUUAAUUUAUGCAAAAUCACCUUGGAUUCCACUGUCUUUCUACCCCUGCUUCUCACUAAAGGAAGGAAUAUCAUGAAGUAGCUGUGGAUUUUAAAUGUCUGAAACGGAACAAUACUGGCAACGAAGAGCAGGUUGGGACCCGGACAUGGGGACAGAACUCGCUGCCCUGCGGAGAGAACUUGUUUUUUUUUAUUAAAAGAAGAAAAAUCGUCAGAAAAAAAGAAAAAACUGUAACCAAAGUUGCUGUCUAGUUUACAGUGAGUUUGGGGGAUACGUGUGCUCGCUCUCCCCCUACAGGGGUCGGCGGGGGGAGGGCACGGACUAAACAAUAUUAUGGUUCAUGUUCGGAGGCUACAUAGACUUACAGACUGUGGUGUGGUAUAAUUGCUGUAACUUUGGAUGCUAUAUACUCAGCCCCGCAGGAACCACAUUAUUGGCUGUGAACAGACAUACGUCAUGGGAGGCCUGUGCAGUAGAUUGUAGGACUUUUUUUCUGUACUGUACACCUUAAAACUGUAAACAUACUGUAAUAAUACGGUUUCACACUGAGAUCCGCUGGCCUGGCAGCAAACUGUAGUUUUUAAAAACAGUUUUAGUUCACGUCGAGAGAGAAAAACGGCUUUCCCCCCAAAGUAUGGUGAACCUACAACACCCUGACCUCUUCUUUGUCCCUUGAUUGUAUGACUUGACCCUUAUAUUAAAAAGUCACCUCUUUAGGACUGGUCCUCAACUCUAGAUGCAGUCCGAGCUGCAGUGUAUAUAUGAUGUUGUACAUUACACUUCUCUCUCUCUCUCUCUUUUCUCUACUUCCGUUCCUCAUCACCAGUUUUUAUUCUUUGAUCCGAUUACUCGCUCCCACGUGAUCUUACUUGACGCCCCCCCACCCCCCCGCCGCCUCUCUCUGUUACAUCGGCGCCCUCGCCCUGCUCGUGCCGCGCUCCUGGUGGUGGUGGUGGUGGUGGUGGUGGAGGAGGGGAGGGGGUCUUUAGCUGCUGUCCAACACCACCCUUCAACCAACACAGCUUCAACAUUCAGUUUGUCUCCGGUGUAGAGAAUAUAACAGAAAUAAUGUUUCAUUUGAGCUCCUGCAGAGAUGACGAACUAGACCUUGACGAAGAAGAACCAUUUGAAGCGUUUUUUUUUUUUUUUUCCAGUGACGCGGAUUCUGCAUAUUUGUAUUUCAGAUGAUGUAGCUAAAAACUUGAUGUAAAUUCCUCUUUUUUUCCUUUUUUUGGCUUAAUGAAUAUCAUUUAUUCAAAUCUUUAUACUAUAUGUUCCACGUGUUAAGAAUAAAUGUACAUUAAAUCUUCGUAAGACA
This is a messenger RNA of Betta splendens (Siamese fighting fish), 8726 nucleotides long. It is a transcript of the gene arid1ab, whose product is annotated as AT rich interactive domain 1Ab (SWI-like). Gene Ontology annotation, biological process: chromatin remodeling; regulation of transcription by RNA polymerase II; positive regulation of DNA-templated transcription. Lineage: Eukaryota; Metazoa; Chordata; Actinopteri; Anabantiformes; Osphronemidae. The transcript has 20 exons. Gene Ontology annotation, cellular component: nucleoplasm; SWI/SNF complex; brahma complex. Gene Ontology annotation, molecular function: nucleosome binding; DNA binding. The record is from RefSeq and is a predicted model, not a curated record. The coding region runs from base 382 to 7272 and encodes 2296 amino acids.